This is a messenger RNA of Tympanuchus pallidicinctus (lesser prairie-chicken), 4646 nucleotides long. It is a transcript of the gene TNFRSF1B, whose product is annotated as TNF receptor superfamily member 1B. Gene Ontology annotation, biological process: negative regulation of neuroinflammatory response; positive regulation of oligodendrocyte differentiation; positive regulation of myelination. Lineage: Eukaryota; Metazoa; Chordata; Aves; Galliformes; Phasianidae. Gene Ontology annotation, molecular function: tumor necrosis factor receptor activity; tumor necrosis factor binding. The record is from RefSeq and is a predicted model, not a curated record.
GGAAUAGAGAAGCACAAAAUCACCUCCUCAGGCCAGGCUCACCGUGCAAGUUGCCUAAUAUUUUAUCUCUGUGCUAUUUAGGGAAAGCACGUAAGUGCUAUCUGCUCUUGUCAUGCCUCCUAAUUCUGCAGCAUCAGCUGGAACUGGACCGAGAACAUUGAAGUUUGACUCAGCCUUUAGUGUUCUUGUUGCCAUUGCUUGGUGUUUUAAAUCUCUUUUGAGUUUCCUGGUAUAAUGUUCCUCCACAACCACCUCAUGACAGCAGAUUACUGACAGUUACCUCUCACUGUGUAAAGGAGUACUUAGAUACUGCUUUUAAGCUGACUUCUGACUGACUGCAGUGUCACUAGUUCCUGUGUUACAGAACGUAAUGCAACGCUGAGUUGCCUCAAUGAUUCUUGCCUCUUGCCUCAUCCUCCCCAUUCCUAUCACUUUAUAUUUCUUAUCUAAGUCACUUCAUUGCCUUGGUCAUUUUAGUUGGCCUCAUCCUUAUCUUCUCUCACCUCACUAUGGACUGGUGGAGAUGUGGAGACCUGAACCAUACAUUUAAGAAGAGGAGAUACAUAUAUGUUGUUGUUCAUAGAAUCAUAGAAUUGGGUUGAAAAGGACCUCAAAGAUCAUCUAGUUUCAAAUCCCCUGCCGUGGGCAGGGUUACCAACCACCAGACCAGGCUGCCCAGAGUUGUUUUCCUUGCACAGGUGACUUCAGAAGACCAUCCAAGACAGGGAAGGAUAGGAUAAGGGGGAAUGGUUCAAAGUCAAAAGAGAGAGGAGAUUCAGGUUGGAUAUUAGGAUGAAAUUCUUUACUCAGAGGGCAGUGAGGCUCUGGCAUUGCAGCCCACAGAUGCCCCAUCCCUGGAGGUGCCCAGGGUCAUGGAUGGGGCCCUGAGCAGCCUGAGUUGGUGUUGGGAUCUGAAACUCUGUGAUCUUUAAGGUCCCUUCUAAGCUGUGUCAUUCUAUGAUUUUCUAAGUUAAAUCAUCCUAUGAUUUUUCUAAGCUUCUGCCUAAAACUGACCCCAGCACUGAUUCCUAUGACCCCACUGCCACCUGUUCUCUAUCCUGAAAGAUGACUGUUGUGCCGUGCUCUUUCCUUCCUGCUUUCUGAACAGCUCCGACUUUCCUGUCCCGUAAUCUUUUGGGAAAUCCUUAAACUGGCCUUUCCUAAGCUGACUCUAGGAUGACUUAGUUUUAUUAAUGACCUUUAGGUAUGGAGCCUCUUUGGCUUUAUGAAAAUCUUCAUGAAUUACACUGGAUGUCCUUCAUCCAUUCAACCUCAGCAUAUAAGAGAAUGUAUGUUAUGCAGAUUUUGUGACUGAAGAAAUAAAUCACAAGAAAUUGAUGCUUUCUUGGGCCCACAGCCCCAGAAAUGAAGUGGGAGAAUCUCAGCAUUAUUGGACCUCGUCGUUGACAUCCAGCAAUGGAUGAUCUACCUGUACAUGGUACGUUUGAGACCUGGUUCUAAUUCCAAGUGCUCUUAGUUCCUGUAUUUACUUGAAUUCUGGUCUUCUCUGCUAGUCCAGAACAUAAUAUAAUUCCUAGAAACACCCGCUGUCACUCCAUGUAGUCUGUCCUGCAGGAGAGGCAGUGAGUGAGCUGUAUGUCCUUCUGUUUGUCCUGGGUUUGUUGCGUUCAGGAAUGCUCAGAUGGCAAUUUCCUGUGUCCGUCAGUGCUGCCACAUCAAUGGGAGCAAUGGGAGGGGAGGAGGAAAUGGAAUUCAUGUGUUUUGGGGGCAGAGGUUGUGCAUACUAAAACAGCAAUGGGAGGAGGAACCGAAAACUUCCCGUUAAAGACUGGAGACCAUUCCCUCGCUUCCAGCAAGUGUUCAUUCUGCCCAGCACGUAUCAUUCCUUCUAGAACAACACAGCAAUGACAGUUUCGUGUUAAAGGACAGCAAUUUGUUCAUCCACAGCCUCGGAAUGACCGCGCUCACCUGACUGUCGCUGCUGAGGGAUGCUCAGCAAUCAGGCUGUAUUUCAGGGCUGGGCAUAAACGAACCUUUGGGUUUUUUCCUUAUAACAAUUUUCUGGAUGAACAAUCAGCCUUGCAACCUCCGUAACUUCAAUCUCGGUGUGAUAUGAAUUAAACACGCCCUGGAUUUUUACCCUACAGCCGCACUUCUUGUGUCUGCGAUGUCCUGUCUCUUCUCCAACAGCUCCAUUGCAGCUCCUCGGAGCAUCUUGGAAGCCACGCAGCUUUUAACAUCCCUCCGUCGGCUCCAACCCCCGCGGUCUCUCGCUGGCGGGCAACCCCUCGUUUCAGCCCUGCCGGCAGCGGAGCGGCUCCGGGUUCUGUCACAGAGCCUCAGCUCCGCCCAGCCCUCACCGUGAUGGAGCCUUGCUGGGCGCUCCUGGCCGCGCUGCUCCGCGCCGCAGGCGGCAGGAAUUAUUCACUGCCUUAUGCACCACAGUCUGCACAAUGCAGAGACCCCAGCACUGAAUUCUAUGAAGAAAGACUUGAGAAAUGUUGCAGCAAGUGCCCUCCAGGUCAACGUAAGGCAGAGAGCUGCGGUGGCAGCAUGGACACAAAGUGCAUCCCUUGUUUACCUGACAGCCAUACAGCCAUCCAGAAUCUGUCUCCUCAGUGCUUUGCUUGCUCUCCACCCUGCAGGAAAGGAUUUGUAGAGCGUCACACGUGCACGCUAUCACAGGACAGGACCUGCAGCUGCCCACCCAGCAAGUACUGCAUUUCAAAAUGUAAAGUGCAUAAAAAAUGGGGGAAAGGUUACCGAGUCUCCAGAAGAGGUAAUUUAAUUCUCAGCUCUCAGAACUCACACACACAAUGGAACAGAAACACAGACACAGAAUGUAAGCCCUGUCCCCGGUAAGAUUCAGAUGAGGAAUCUUAUGAUACCAGCUGCAUACUACAUACAGUUUGUAAACCAGUGGCUGUUGCAGGAAACGGCGUGAAUGUUGCUGUUUGCCAUGACUCAGUUGCCACAUUUCUGCCUCACACUGUUAUAAACCUCUUCCCCCCAAGCUAAAGCUCAACUUCCAGCAAUGGUGAAGUAGUAACACAGCCUGUCAUUCUCAACUCCGUGCCUGACAUGUCCUACAUCACUGGAUCAGUGACAGGGUCGUUGUUAUUGGGCCUGAUAAUUGCUGUUAUGGGGUAUUGUUUAUUCUCCAAAAAAAGAGCCCUUGCAUACUCACAACCAACUGAAGCAGUGGAUUUGAUGAGUCCGUUUUCCUCUACAGAGAAGCAGUGUGACAAAAAAGUAAGAAAUGCGGAAUUGCAAAGCUCCAGCAGUUCUGAACAGGAGGAGCAGCAUCUCUUGGAAACUCCUGGCCCAAGCAGCAGCUCCCUGGAUAAUCCAGCUGGAUCUGCAAGAGUCAGUGUAAUAAAUAACAAAGACAGGGAUAAGAAAGAAAGUUUCCAACAGCAUUAUGCAGCUGCAGAAGGGUGUAAGCUUCGCUGUGGAGCCAGGCACAGCUCUGCAAGUACAGAACUCUCAGGUAAUGGAGGAAGGCAGGUGAGUGUGACUCGUGUUGUUAAAAUAUGUAAUCCAGAUUAUGGCUCCCAGGUUCCAGAACAGACUGGUCCAGCUGGCAUGGAUUAUGGAAGUGCUCAAUGUUCUCCAACAGGGGGAGAAGCUCCCCUUUCAAAAGAAGAAAACCCCUUGAAAAAAGAAACUGAAAUUCAGAUAUUGGUGGAAGCCAAAGACAAUUUACUUCAGGAUUAACUUCUGGAACAGAAUUCUCCUCUGGGUGUUCAAGAUACGGGGAUAAAAACUGUUUCAAGGAAAUGACAGAUUUUAUACUGUUUGACUGAUAAUCAGAUCAGCCCUUAUGUUCACAACCAAACGUGUUUAGUGUAGCAUUUCUACAGAUUUGAAAUCUCAGAAGAAUUUACUUUUUUGAGGUUUUCAAUCUCUUCUUUGUCAGCUUUGAGAGUAAAAGAUGAGUUUUGAAUUAGUUACUAUUUUUUAAUGCUUACCGAUCUCAGGUAAUGAACUCUCUCUUGAAGGUUGCGUAGAGUAAUCUAUAAAAACUGGAAGUGACCCAGACCUCAGAACCAGAAAAUCCUGUUCCAUCGUUCAUUUGUUGCUCAGUGCUGAGAUCCAUCCACCCACUUCUUAUAGAAAAUCAGUAGCACAGCAUCUACUCUGCGAAUGCAGAUGAGAAUCAGGCUUUUAAAACACAUACUUUAAACUUGCGUAUAACCUAAGAGGUUUAUUCGUACUUCUAGAACAGAGAACUGGCAAAUAGGUCUUUCAUCCUACUAUGAAUUUUAUUUUAUAACUUCAUGUUAAACUUGAAGGUCAUUUGAUUUUGUAUAAUGCCCUUUUCUGUUGUACUGAGUUUUUUAAUGUCUUACCCAACAGCUCCCAGUGCUGGGAGCACAUUGGAAGAGCAGUGUCAGAGUUUUGAAGAAGUUUAAGAUUAUGUUAUAGAAGUUAAAUUUCUGGGUUUUCAGAGUGUGGAGCAGAGAGAAGGGGAAUUCAAUUCUUAUGCUGAAGUAUGAAAAAUGUGUUUGUAUUUGUUAAGAAAAAGAUAAAUAGUGUGUUUUUAUACUUAAACCUUUGUUUUCUACCUCCCUACUGAACCAAAAUUCUACUUUUUAGAAGGGCUUGUUUCAUUCUAUAGGCUAAACCAUUGCUUUUAAAGUCAAAAUUGUAUUUCAUAGUACGUAAUUAAAAGAGCAUUGAUC